Molecule: messenger RNA, 4198 nt
Organism: Scomber scombrus (Atlantic mackerel)
Lineage: Eukaryota; Metazoa; Chordata; Actinopteri; Scombriformes; Scombridae
Gene: sntb1
Product: syntrophin, basic 1
Exons: 8
Coding region: 145-1782 (545 amino acids)
Cellular component (GO): synapse; intracellular anatomical structure; dystrophin-associated glycoprotein complex
Molecular function (GO): protein binding; structural molecule activity
Source: RefSeq, a predicted model, not a curated record
UGGUUGGAGGGGACGCUUGACAAGUCCCGCAGAAAACUUACGGGGCAAAGUCCAGCCUAAGUGUGAGGGAGACAGAGUGGAAGUUAAUGUGUCAGAGCGUGCAGGGCACAAAAUCACAUGUCAUUUUAAAGAAAUGCUCCAAAGAUGGCGGUGGUAAUUGCGACAGGAGUUUCUGGUUCCUCUGGAGUGCAAAAAAGUGGAUUUCUGGAGGUUUUGGUGCGAGAGCGGUGGCACAAAGUUUUGGUCAACUUGAACGAGGAAGCGUUCACAUUAAGCUGUGAGGAGAGCUGCAUUAACGACAAUGUCAACUCUAACGGCGUUACCAACGGAUCUUACCUCGACAACAAUAACACCAACUCUAACAACGGCCCCCAAACUGUGCGCACCGCGUUCACGGACCUACCGGAGCGAGUGCCCGAGGCGAUCGCCAACAGAAAGCGGUGCGUCAAGGUGACCAAGCAGGAGGUCGGGGGACUCGGGAUCAGCAUCAAAGGUGGGAAGGAGAAUAAAAUGCCCAUCCUCAUCAGUAAGAUAUUCAAGGGACUCGCAGCGGACCAGACCCAGGCUCUGUACGUCGGGGACGCCAUCCUGUUAGUGAACGGUAUGAACCUGCGGGACUCGACCCAUGACGAGGCUGUGCAGGCGCUGAAACGGGCCGGGAAAGAGGUGACUCUGGAAGUCAAAUACAUGCGCGAAGCAACUCCGUACGUCAUAAAGGGAUCCCCUGUGUCAGAGAUCGGAUGGGAAACACCCCCUCCUGAGUCUCCCCGCCUAGGCAGCACUUCCAUCACCUCCACUUCUGACCCUCUGAGUCCUCUACCCCAGCCCUCCCUGUCUCUGCAGGGCGACAGGAGGUGCAUACCACUUAAGAUGUGUUAUGUAACCAGAGCCAUGACUACACCAGACCCUGAGAACAGACAACUGGAGCUGCAUUCCCCUGACGCCAGGCACACCGUAGUGCUGCGGUGCCCAGACCAACCAUCUGCCCUGACCUGGUUCUCUGCCAUGCACUCUGUCACAUUCACUCUGGCACAGCGGGCGCUGGCAGAGGUCAUGCAGAACACAACCAGGACAGGGGUUGCUGGCAGCAAAGAAAUACGACACCUGGGAUGGCUGGCAGGGAAGACAGAGAGUGAGAAGGAGUGCUGGAAGCCAGUGCUGGUUGUGGUGACAGAGAAAGACCUGCUGCUGUACGACAGUCUACCACGAGGCAAAGAGGCCUGGCAGAGCCCAGCACACACUUAUCCACUAUUAGCAACACGUUUGGUCCACUCUGGCCCUGACCGGGGGUCGCCUCAUUCUGGCACAGAGCUGUUUUUUGCCACUCGAACCGGCACACGCCUAGGCAUUGAGACAUACCUUUUCCGAGCUGAGACCACCAAGGAUCUGUCUCUGUGGACCCGACACAUAGUCAACGGGUGUCACACUUCAGCUGAGAUGAUCAAGGAAGUCACUACAAGUUGUCUUUACCGGGGUCAGGAGUGCCGACUUGUUAUUCACUACGAACAGGGCUUCUCUGUGUUGGCUGAAUCCAAACGUGGAGAUGGGGAGAAUGAAGAAGACAGAGGAGCUCACACUCCUACCAGACCACGAGUGCUCCUCUCCUACCCCUAUGAAAAACUAAAGAUGUCCUCGGAUGAUGGAGUUCGAAUGCUCUUCCUUGACUUUGGAGGGAAAGAGGGGGAGAUUCAACUGGACCUCCACUCAUGUCCGAAGCCAAUCGUCUUCAUCCUCCACUCCUUCCUCUCUGCUAAGAUCUCCCGCCUUGGUCUGGUGGCCUGACAGUCUCUCUGAACGGACAUUUCACCUGCUUUAAAAAAAGAAAUCCACUGUGUUUCUCCACAUCACUGCAGGCAGCAUGAAGUGCACCUUGUUAAACUCUUACAGCGGGGUACCCAAGCAGAGCGAAUGUAGCCUCUCUCUGGAAACUAAGCAUUUUAGGGUCUCCAACUCCAAGUUAAAGAAACACUGGAGAAACCAAACCAGAUUGGUUUUGCUUUGACUGGAACUUGGAACUUUAAACUUUCCCUUUUAAGGGCUGCAAUGACUGAAAUGUUGACUAAUGAACCACAGAAGAAAACAUGGACUAUCACUGGACUUGAAGCAGAGGGAUGAUACGAUGUAUAUAGAGAAGGACACACUGAAAGAAAUAGAUUGGGCAUUACUGUCACGUCCAGGGUUGGACACGUGCAGCAGGGGUUGAGAUGAAUCCAUUUUUAAUUCAAUCAAAAUGUAAUGGCAAACUGCCUUCCAUUUACCAAUCAUAUAAUUUAUUCACCAUCAGCUCUGAAAGGACACUCUGUAUUUAACUCUGUCAUUUUUCUUCACCAAAAACUUUAAGCAUUUGUCUUUGUUAGUGUCCCCUUGAGACAUCUCAUUAGCAAUGUCACUAUUCAUCACUGAACCUGAGAAGCCCGACUGGCCGCAUAGUUUCCCACAGUGUGACAGCUGACUCACAUUCAAAGUGUCACAGUAUUUCUUUAACAAGUUGCAUACAGUAACCAUCUUGUGGUCAAAGUAUUUCAGUAUGAGAGUUGACAAUGAUCCAAUGUCAGCUCUAAUGUCUUGAAACAUGAAAAACACUGUUAUCACUUACUUCAUUUAUAACAAACUCAACCAUUGUGUUUUUGUUGUCACAUUUAUUUUUCUGAUGCACUUAACUUGAAUUUCCAGAGUAAAACUUGGAAUACCUGCAAAUUCAUAAUUAGGAUAUUAAUAUGCACAUUAUUAAUUUAUCCUGAAUAGUACCACAACUACAUGAGGAUACUUUGGGAAACAUGUUUUGGAUAAUUUUAAGAAAUGGUUUAUCAUGUAUUACAUGCAUUAAUAUGUUUCUUUGUUGUGUUGUCAAGAGGCAGAUGAAAAAAUCAAUACCGAUGACAUAUUUAUUAAAUAUAAGGCUACUGCCAGUAGCUGGUUAGCUUAGCAUAAAGACUGGAAUAAAGGGGAUUGUAAAUUUGGAGCACUUUCCUUAACCAAUUGUUGAACCUGAUGACACUCAACAGCCAUCAUUAAUAAUUCAUGAAAUACAAAUCAUGUUUGUUUUCUCAGUUUAAGUUUACUUUUUAAAAAAAUGUACGCAUAACCGCCUGUAAAAUGGCAAAUUGUCAUUUUUACACUUUAUUUUUUUGUCCAGGUGCCAGCUGUAAACUUAUAUUUAAAGGAUAGACCUGAGAGUGAUUUUGAACUUCUUGCCUAAAUCUCAGCAAGACAGCGAAUAAGUGUAUUGCCCAAAAUGUCAAUGUCUCCAGUCUACUGAGACAUGAUGAUGCUGUUGACUCCUCCUUCCUUAAUUUCAGGGUGGAGAGUGACUGUUCACGCCUGAUGUACCAACUGAAAUAUUUCAAAAUAGACAUCUAAUAACUGCAGAUGUUAAACUGACAAACUGAAGUCAUGUUCUGCCCCAUCAAGCUAACAUCUGCCAAGAGUACAUCUAACAUUCAGACUGAAAACUGCCAUUCAAACUAAGGAUGCCACAGUUAUGUAAUCAAGUAUUAUUCAUCUAUCAAUACACAGUAACAAGGUAGCCAUCAUAUAAAUCUUCUAGUCUGCUUUAGUCCUGCAGCAGCCAGUGUAGCUCUUUUUGUCUUGGAUGUUACAGUAUGCAGCAUUAAAUCUGUGUGCUGUGCCGUCUCUGACAUGGCCAGCUGCCAGGUCUUUCCCUGUGCCUUCAGAUGAUAAAGAAGAAAAAAAAAGAAGAAUUUUGAAAGACAUUAAUCACAGCAUGAGCAUGGAGCAAUGAUGCGACUUCUAUGAUGGCUACAUUUGGUUAUGAGUGUGGAGAUUCUCAGCCAGUGGUAAUUUUGUGUUUUCUGUCUUCUUCAUAUCAAACACACACAUUUUCAAUGACCAUUUACAUACACAGUGACACUGUGAACAUUGAUUUACACAUUGCAAGCAUAGCACACUGUAGAGGAAAUAUGAUAUGGUUUUGUUGUUACUAAAAGAUGACGGCAGCACUGUAACACUUAUGUUCAGCGAUGAAUCCCGCACUUACUGAUAACCUCAAGUGAAGAAAAGCUCUGUGAGUAAAGGCUGCUUUGAUAUGUAGAAUACUCUGAUGCCUUCGGCAGCUACUAUACUGUCACUCAGAAUGAUAAAGCUUAGUUUUGAAGUCAAAUGGUGCACAUAAAUCAUGUAUUUAACAAAAGUGAUAAGAUGACUUUGUUUUUAUUGUGUUCAUUUGUGAUUUAUUCAU